CGUUUAUCGUUCUUGCAUUCCUUAACAGGAUUCAUCCAUUGCUGUUUUCAUGAACAAAGAAGUAGUCCGCAGCGACACAGGACCAUGACCACACGGCGCUAUGUAAUCGUUAUGCGACACGCGCAGCGUCAGGAUGAGGUAGAAGACGAUUGGCCGGGCGCUGAGGCAGCGAGGCCUGGAGGAAGACCGUGGGACCCACCGCUGUCGUCCCCAUGUGGAUUGGGUCAAGCGGAAGCUGCAGGAGCCAACCUCCUGGAGUGGGAACGCCGCACGGGGGCGCGUAUUGUCUCGAUUGUAUCAUCGCCGUUCCUCAGAUGCCUCCAGACCGCUGCAGCCGCAUGCCGCCACUUGGGCCUCCCCCGCAUGCACCUCAGUUGGUCCCUGUCGGAGACGCUGUGUCGGCUGCACGAGCCGCCGUCGGGCCCCCUGCCCUCCUGGAUGUGGCCCCGCCCGGCCCCUCCUGCAGCGACGAGAGAUGGAGACGGAGGAGGAGCAGGAGCAACCGCCAGCUCGCCGGGAGGUGCCGCAACCGUUGAAACUCAGGCCGGGGAGAGAACGAGCGGGGAAGAAAGCGGGGAAGGGAUGAAGAGGGGAGGCGCUGAAGCCUCUGCGGCUCCUGCUGCUGCUGCUGGGGCCCCCCAGGGCAGCUGCAUGACGGUCGAGGAGUUUCUGCAGCUGCUGGGGGCAGUGGUGGAGGGCGGAGAUGGGGCGGCGGGGGCAGCAGCUGGCGGGAAGGAGGGCUUGGUUGGAGCGGGGGUGGCAGAGGCAGGUGCGGAGAGUGGGCGGUGCAGGGCAGAGGAAGAAGCAGCGAGAGCAGCAGAGGACCUGGAGGGAGAGCAGAAGCUGCCCACUGGCUCGCUUGGGCACGUCCUGAAGGGUCUGCGGGUGUCCCUGUUGCCGCCGCCGACUGACCCUUGGGUCACCAACACAAGCAACAACGACGGACGCCCCUGUUCAGCGGCACCUGGGUCAUCGCCAGCGGCAAGGGAUCUCAGUUGUACGGCAGCGGAGGAGGCACAGCAGUACGGCGACCAGCCGCAGCUAGUGGAUGUACGGCAUCACCAUCAACGGAAGGCGAGCAGGGAUUCCGAGGCUUCUGGCGAUAGCGGCGUCAGUGCAGCUGCGCCAGCGAACGCCGGUGAGACUUCGCAUGCUCAUACCGCAGCCUCGACGUACGGCAUUCCCUGC
Molecule: messenger RNA, 1188 nt
Organism: Astrephomene gubernaculifera
Lineage: Eukaryota; Viridiplantae; Chlorophyta; Chlorophyceae; Chlamydomonadales; Astrephomenaceae
Source: the annotation of a GenBank genome assembly